AUGACAGGCCGAACCAUCUCCCGCGACGUGAUCAAAACCAAACCCAGGGUCUUUGUUACCUCAGACAUUGGCAAUGAGCCUGAUGACUCCGAGUCCCUUGUACGUUACUUGCUGUACUCCAACGAGUUCAGAACCGAAGGUCUUGUCGCAUGUACAUCCACCCAUCAACGAACAUCAACCCGACCCGAUCUCAUGCACGUCACUUUGCGCGCAUAUGCCCAAGUCGUCAAGACCCUGAACGCCCACACGCCCCCAGAAUACCCGUACCCCGACGCGAAAUCUCUCUUCAAUCUCGUCAAGACAGGACCCCCGGUUUACGGACGCGAGGCAUUAAAGCAAGACACUCCGUUGGCAGAGGGCACAAAGUUAUUAAUUAACGCCCUUGAUGCGUCGGAUGAGCCACUUUGGGUUCUAUGCUGGGGCGGGUCGAACGUCAUCGCGCAAGCCCUCCAACAUGUCAAGCAGUCCCGAUCAAAGGACAAGGUAGAUGAACUCACGUCCAAACUCCGCAUCUAUAUGAUCUCCGAUCAAGAUGACACAGGACCCUGGAUUAGACUUCACUUUCCACAUAUCUUCCUAAUCUGCUCAGUCCAUGGAUGGGGCCAGUACCGCACAUCCACCUGGUGGGGUAUCACCUGUCCUGAGAACGGAGUCGACAAAAGCCUGUUCUCCCUCGACUGGCUCAAGGAGAAUAUACAACUCGGUCCACUGGGCCGUACCUACCCGGAUCCCGCCUGGCAGAUCGAGGGCGAUACGCCGUCAUUCUUGUAUCUUAUUCCGAAUGGCCUUGGGUCCCCUGAAAAUCCAUCGUGGGGGAGCUGGGGUGGCCGAUAUGACCCCGUCGACCCGACGUUCCAGGUGAAUCACUAUGCGGACACAGUUGAUACCAUAUACAGGAAGGGUCAGAAGCACUGCAGUAAUUUUGCAACAGUCUGGCGUUGGGCGGAGGCCUUCCAGAACGAUUUCGCGGCACGGAUGCAGUGGAGUUUACACUCUGAUUUUGCGCAGGCGAACCAUGCACCAGUUGUCAUCGUGAAUGGGCAUAGGGAUAUCUCUGCCAGUCUCUAUCUUGAAGUUGAAGCGGGCCAGUUGGUUUCCCUCGACGCCUCAGAGAGUUAUGAUCCUGAUGGUGAUAAUUUGCGCUACAAUUGGUUUCACUACAAGGAGCCAACCAUGGCAGAGGGGGUAUGGGAUGUUCUUAUCCCGGUGAUGGAUAUUGUCAACGUCGACAGUGUCAUCAAUGGACGGAGGGUUGAGAUCAUGAUGCCGCCAGCUGAGAAAAGCGCGGUUGAUUUCAAGACUGGCAAGCCGCAGAAGAAGGGUCAUACCUAUCAUUUUAUCCUGGAGGUUACUGAUGAUGGGACACCAGCCUUGACGGUGUAUAAGCGGGUUGUGAUUCAGAUUCUGAAUAAGGAGUUGAGAGGCGCGCAGCCGCCGUGGCCUCUGAGAGCAGACUGGGAGCCAAAAUAG
This is a messenger RNA of Aspergillus versicolor CBS 583.65, 1470 nucleotides long. RefSeq lists its product as uncharacterized. The transcript has a single exon. Gene Ontology annotation, molecular function: hydrolase activity, hydrolyzing N-glycosyl compounds. The coding region runs from base 1 to 1470 and encodes 489 amino acids. The record is from RefSeq and is a predicted model, not a curated record. NCBI's taxonomy places the organism in Eukaryota, Fungi, Ascomycota, Eurotiomycetes, Eurotiales, Aspergillaceae.